Clupea harengus (Atlantic herring) is the source of this 2573-nucleotide messenger RNA. RefSeq names its product KIAA1328 ortholog. Lineage: Eukaryota; Metazoa; Chordata; Actinopteri; Clupeiformes; Clupeidae. The record is from RefSeq and is a predicted model, not a curated record.
UUUUGCACAGAGUAAAGAUUUGAAUUUUGCUUUGAUGACUUUGCCUGUAAAGUAGUGUACUACAUUAAAUAGAUGUCUACCGAAGACGUGUCGAAAACGAUGGCAUUCUUGUUCCUGAAAGUAGGUUGUUGAUGUCCUUAACGUCCACAGCAUCAGACGAAGAUCAACCAAUGGUAUUUGUCCCAGGUGUGAGCAGGAAACCUGGCCUAAGACUAGGCUCAGGGUGCACUGAAGAGGGGAAGAGCAAAGUACAGAUGGGGUUAGGCCAUGAGAGAGGAACCAGGAGGGGGCAAAGCCAGCAGUCGUCCCGUUCUGCCCUCUCCUCUGUGGGGAAGUCAUCAACAAAAACAACCCCCUCUACAAGACCUGAUUCAGCUAAAGCCAGGUCUCCAGCUCCAACCCACAGACCUCCUGAGGAUCCACUUGGCUCACCACAAACGGCCCCUGUUAAGACCAAGCCCUCGCUGAAGGACCUCUGUCCAGAAGACAAGCGGCGUAUCGCCAGUCUCAUCCAGGAGUUGGCCAGAGUGAGUGAGGAGAAGGAGGAGUCUGUACAGAAGUUGAAAGAUGAGCACGAGACGUUUGAGAGGAAGAUCCUGGAACUGGAGCAGCAGAACCAGCACAUCGUGCACGAAAGGGAAGGCCUGCGGCAGCAGUACAGAGAGUGUCAGGAGCUGCUGUCUCUCUACCAGCAGUACCUCACCCAACAGCAGGACAAACUCAACCAGUCCAUCGCCGAGCUCAACCAGGCCCGCUCCCACACCAAGGCCUCCAGAAGCGAGAGGUCGACCCAUCGGUCUCGCUCGGCGAAGGCCGGGACGCUGGAAGGUUCCUAUCUGGACCUCCCCUCCCCUAGGGACACACCCAGUACCGGCGCUCCUGCUGCUGCUGUCCCCAUGGCCCACGCCCGCUCCCUGCUGGCCAAUCACGGCCGCUGCCCCCCAGCCACCCCCACGGCCCCCCUCUCCUCCACGGGGUCCUCCGUGAGCGACCGCAAGCCCAGAUCGGCCGCUCGUCCCAGGAGAGAGCACUGUUCCUGCUCCCAUGCCCAACCAGGGCCAGUAGCCAGCGCGCCCCAGGGGCCAGACAGGGGAGCAGAGGAGGGAGAGCAGCGGGGAGGUGAGGUGGCGGGUGGUUCGGCGGCGCCUCCUCCUGGCUGGGAGGACUGGGAGGAGCGUCGCAGGCGUCUGGUGGAGCAGAAGAGGCAGCUGGAGGAGGAGAGGGAGCGGCUGCAGCAGAGGCUGGCCCUGCAGGAGGACAGGCUGAGCCAGCAGCUCCAGGAGACACGCCUGCUGAAUGACGGGCUCCAGCAGACAGACACAGCCGGGUUGGAGAAGCAUCUUCCAAAUGGCGGCUUGCUGAACCAGCCGCCUCUGGUCAAUGGCUAUGGACACACACACAGUGAUGAGAGGGGGAAUGCAUCCCAUCUUGCAGUCGCUGCUGAAGUUCUUCUGGCUGGGGACACAAACACAGUACCUCCCAAACACAUGUUCUCACAAGAGCCCCCACUCCUGACCAAAAAGGACAUGGCCACCUCUCCUGCUGUCCCUCAGAGCACCCUCCUCAUGCCCUCUUCUGCCCCCACCAUGCCCUCCUGCCUCCCCUGCACCCCACGCCAGCCCCGCCGUGCCAGUCCCAACUCGUCCCUGAUCGAACUGCUGGAGAUCUUCAGCCCCGUCUCCCUGAUGGAGGUUCCCGGCCCGCGGGGCCCCGCCCGCGCCCUCCGGCCCCAGCGCCACGGCCUCCUCACCCCGGCCGCACGCUCCUGUCUGCCCCCCCAGGACCCAGAGGAGAGCCAGAUUCUGGAGGACAUCUUCUUCAUCUGCUGAGCAUCGUACUGCACACACACACACACACACACACACACAUGCAAAUACAUGCUAACAGACAUGCACGCAUAAACAGAAAGCCCCAGCGGAAGGACCGUGUCUUCAACUGUAAUAGUUGUAAUAGCAGCCGCUGUCAGUAGCUUUGACUUGAUUUGGUCAUGAAGGGGCCAUCUGUGCCAAUGCCGGGGUGGUGAACCAUAUGUAGAUUAGAGGAAGGAUGGAUGGAGGGAGGGAGGGAGGGAGGGAGGGGGGGAGAGUGAACAUGGAUAGAGGGAGAAGGAGAACAAAAGGGAAAGAGAAGAAGAGAUAAGGCACAGACUGACAGGCAGGGGAAUUCUAGGAAGUUGAUCUGAGAUGGUUGUGUUGCCUUAUCUGGUGCUGACUUGGGGCUGGCUGAUGAUUUGGCUGUCCAAAGUGUGUGUGUGUGUGUGUGUGUGUGUGUGUGUGUGUGUAUGCUGCCUUUCAGGGUAACUCCUCAGUUACUCGGUUUAAUAUGAAUGAAGAGGAAUUAACAAAGUGACCAUUAGUAGCAGGAAAAUCUCUCUCAAGCACAGUCACACAUACACACACACACACAUGUCACGUGUUGUUCUUACUACUACAUUUCCAAAUGCCUUUUUGCAGUGUCUUUUCUUGAUGACUCAUACCCAAAUCAUGGUGUGGCUGAUGUUUUAUUUUUAAUACCUUUUUUACUUGUGUGUUUUUUUUAAUGUUAACAUAAUAAAAAUGUAUUUAUAUAAGCCC